Paralichthys olivaceus (Japanese flounder) is the source of this 840-nucleotide messenger RNA. Lineage: Eukaryota; Metazoa; Chordata; Actinopteri; Pleuronectiformes; Paralichthyidae. The record is from RefSeq and is a predicted model, not a curated record.
GUGCUGUACAACAUGUUCAGCUUUGUGGCAGACAUGCCAGAGGUGGAGCCAGUGGACGUGUUCCUCGGCGUGGCGAGGUUCUUCGUGGUCGGGCUCGGUGGGAUGGGCUUCGGCAUUCUGUUCGGCUUCGUGGCCGCCUUCACAACGAGAUUCACCUCCAGGGUCCGAGAAAUCGAGCCCCUCUUCAUAUUCAUGUACAGCUACUUGGCCUAUUUGGUGGCCGAGCUCUUCGCUAUCUCGUCCAUUAUGGCCAUUGUUACCUGUGCCCUCACCAUGAAAUACUAUGUGGAGGAAAAUGUCUCCCAGCGUUCCUGCACAACCAUUCGCCACGUGGUCAAGAUGCUUGGCUCCAUCUCCGAGACCCUCAUCUUCUUCUUUCUCGGGGUCGUCACGAUAACAACAGAACAUGAGUGGAACUGGGGCUACAUCCUGUUUACGCUGCUGUUUGCCUUCGUCUGGAGAGGUCUUGGUGUCUUGGUGCUGACUCAGAUCAUUAACCCUUUCCGCACCAUUCCAUUCAACAUGAAGGAUCAGUUUGGUUUGGCCUAUGGUGGCCUGCGAGGCGCAAUUUCAUUCGCCUUGGCUUUCACUCUUCCUAAUACCAUCGGCCGCAAGCCGCUCUUCGUCACGGCCACCAUCGCCGUCAUCCUCUUCACUGUGUUUCUUCAGGGCAUCAGUAUCCGUCCUCUGAUUGAGUUCAUCAAUGUCCGCAGAACCAACCGCAAUCUUGACACCAUCAACGUAGAGAUCCACUGCAGGCUCAUGGAUCACACCAUAGCAGGCAUAGAGGACCUCUGUGGACAGUGGAGCCACUUCUACUGGAAGGACAAGUAAGAACUU